GCAUCUGUCCCGUCACCCGCAACACCGUCCAGCGACAUCACCGUCGCCAUCAGCAUCAUCAUCAUCAUCUCUGGUCUGCACCAGACACUUGUCUAUCCUCUGCAAUCGACACCGCCAGUCUCCUCCCCGCCAUCGCCAUGUCUGAGGAGCCUGGAACCGCCAUCAUUACCCCGUUCACCCAGGGCUCCAGCAAUGCCAGCUUCCAGGACCGCAUGGCUGCUCGGCUGCAGCUCACCCUCUCAAGAUACGGGCAGGACCCGAGCUCUCGGAGCUUUGUAUCCCUCGGCCCCGUUGGACUAUCCCUGAUCAGCGGCGCCGACUUGUCUUACAUGGGUAAUAUCACCCUGGGCACCCCGCCGCAAGCCUUCCAGGUCAUCUUGGACACUGGCUCGGCCAACCUGUGGGUCACAACGACCCAGACAACCCCCAAGGUCACGACCGUCAAUCCCUUCUCGUCAACCAGCUCCUCGACUUAUGUCCAGACGGCAAACGGCAACGGCGUCAGCAUCCAGUACGGCACGGGCUCGCUCAGCGGCUAUCUCGCCCAGGACACCUUUGGCGUCGCCGGCAUCAGCGUCCAGAAACAGGACAUUCUCUUGGCGACCCAGCUUGAUGCCGCCAUGGCGAGCCAGCUCAGCUCUGGAACCCGCUGGGAUGGCAUCUGGGGUCUGGCCUUCCCAUCUCUUGCCUCGGGAACUGCUUCCGUCCGCCCUACCCCGCCCUUCCAGAACCUCCAGCAAGUCUUCUCGUCGGCCACGUUUGCCUUCUGGAUCGGUAGCGCCAGCUCAACAAGCGUUUCUGGAGGCGAGAUGGUUUUGGGUGGCUGCAACCCCAACCAUUUCACUGGCUCACUGCAAUGCUCUCCCGUUGUUCCAAGCACCAGUGGUAACUUUGACCACUGGCGUGUCAGCAUGCCGUCGAUUUUCAUGGGCUCGCAGAACAUCACUUUCCCGUUCAGCAACAAGCAUGCUAUUCUCGACACGGGCACCUCGUUCAUUGGGUUCCCCUCGGCGGUGUAUCAAACCGUCAUGGCCAGCAUCGGCACGUCAGUGACCACGCAGAAGGAUGGCACGAUUUCGGUCGACUGCUCGACACUCAGUCAGAUGCCGACCAUGAACCUGCAGCUGGGCUCUCCGGCCGCUGCCUAUCCUCUCACUGCCAGCGAUUAUGUGUACCGCGAUCCUACCUCGUCCAACUCCCCUUGCAUCCUCGGGUUCGCCAACAUCGGAACGUUCCCCGACGUCAUUCUUGGCGACACCUUCCUCCGGAAAUACUACACAGUCUUUGACCCCAAGAACACCCAAGUUGGCUUGGCACCGUCCGCCCAGGGCGCUGCUCUCACCUCCGGAAACUCGACCGUCUCGUCUGCUUGCAGCUGCGGUAGCACUGGCAGUGGCCAGAGCAACCUCCCUGCCGGAGCGACCAUCAUCGGCGGCGGUAGCCAGUACAUCCAGAUCGGCCCUCUGUAUUUCAACCUCUAUCUGUUCAUCGGUGUCUGUGCGGCUGUCGGCAUCCUGCUGUUGUCGUCGAUCAUUGGCUCGAUCUGCUGCUGUCGCCGCCGUCGCCGUCGCCAUCGCGAACUUUCGGAAAAGUCUAUGCCAGCGCCUGUGACGUCGCCCGCCAGCCGAUACGGCUCGCCGAACCCAUCGUCAGACACGCCCCGCUCUCGAUCUGGAUACCCGACCAGCCCUCAGCCCGUGUACGACAACGAACAUCAGCAACGUGGCGACCGCUAUGACCGCAACGACCGCAACGACCGCUAUGACCGUGAUAACCGUGAUAACCGCAACGAUCGCUAUGACCGUGACAACCGCGAUGAGCGCUAUGAACGCGGCGACCGAUAUGGCCGAAGUGCCGGCACAGGCUCCUACGAGGACCAAGGCAGUGGUCGUGAUCGAUCUGGUCGAAGCGACACUCGUAGCGGGGCUCCCUCCUCGCGCUCCCAGAGCCGGUCGAACCGCCAGCGCGGCCAGGAUCAAUCCGAGUACGGCAGCCGCUCGGAGCGUUCUCAGGGAGCGCCGGCCAGCUCGCGCGGCCAUGGCGGAAGCUAUGAAGACAAUGUCCGCAGCGGUCGCAACGAGCGCCUAUCGCCCUAUUCCAGCAGCAACAACGCCUCUUCCGAGGCUCGCAGCCCUCGCUCUGCGAACCCUAGCGCGCGGCGCUUCCAGCAAGACGAAGAGGACGACGACGGAUUCAAUCCGAACCAGUACCAAGCCAGACGAUGAAGCAUUUGCUGACCCCCCCCCUGACCGAGCAAAUCCUUUGCCACCCACAACAUACGAUGGCCAACGAGGCCGCAUUCUCGAGCCCCGCGCGACUCGCCACGACACACUCAGCAAUAGAUGAAUAGAGGACGAAAGCCGAACAGUCCUGGGGCGACAGGAGGAGUGCCGCGCAAAUGGUAGCCGUGUUUGCAUCGCAAGGGAGCCGCAGCCCUUUCAUUCAUUUCCUUUCUUUCUAUUCGUUCACAUUGUUUGCAUACGCUUUUGAGGAGUCUCGUGGAAUGUCGGAAUGUGCGAAUGUUGGAGUGUCCUUUGGUAUUCGAGCACACGCCUGGUCUCGGUGGUGCAGUUUCGUUGGCUGCAGCAUUCGCAGUCCGAAGCAUGGCACCGACCCAAGAACGACGAUCGUCGCUCUGAAUGCCCAAUACAUUCGCCCAACUGACCGA
Polychytrium aggregatum is the source of this 2668-nucleotide messenger RNA. Its product is annotated as eukaryotic aspartyl protease-domain-containing protein. Lineage: Eukaryota; Fungi; Chytridiomycota; Chytridiomycetes; Polychytriales. The coding region runs from base 138 to 2225 and encodes 695 amino acids. The transcript is spliced from 7 exons. Gene Ontology annotation, molecular function: aspartic-type endopeptidase activity. Gene Ontology annotation, biological process: proteolysis. The record is from RefSeq and is a predicted model, not a curated record.